Molecule: messenger RNA, 1767 nt
Organism: Didymella exigua CBS 183.55
Lineage: Eukaryota; Fungi; Ascomycota; Dothideomycetes; Pleosporales; Didymellaceae
Exons: 3
Coding region: 52-1668 (538 amino acids)
Cellular component (GO): lipid droplet
Source: RefSeq, a predicted model, not a curated record
CAACGGCCUUGCAUCAGCGCCGACAAGCACGCCAGCGCCCACGACGCGAUCAUGUCGGCCUCGACACACUCGAGCGACAGUGAUGUCGACGCAGAGAGCCGGAGCGACGCGCCGCAAGUCGAAGCGCUCUUCCUGAUCCGGUUCGACAAGAAAGUCGGCUACACAAUCGCAUGGAAGCGCACCGCCAACGACACGGACCUCGAUGGCGUCGAGUUCAAGUCGCUGCCGUCCGGGCUGCACUCGCAUGCGAGCGAUCUCGUCUACUUCACGCACACGGGCUACGCCGGGCUGAGCGCAUUCGCCCGGGGGGAUGCGAGCGACGCGGACCGCAAUGCGAACUUCGUCUCGGUCGGCAUUCUCGUCCGGCGAGAUGGCAGAUUUGGCCGACUGGGGCGAGCAUGGCUGCUUGCUGGGAAGCUGGAGCAGAUUGCCGCGGCCCUGGCCAAGGACGAGACGGUCGCGCCGCUGGAGGACUUCUGGGCCGACCAGACGAGCAGGGCCCCAACGAAGCACGUCGACAGCAAGCGCGCCGUCCGCGAUCGCGCCAUCUCGACGGCCACGGCUGUCCCAAAGGACGAGGAGCGGCUGCCCGCGUACCAUCCGGCCCUGGCGAUACUGCAGUACCUGGCGCUGCUCGGCCCGCUGGUCUUCAGGCUGCAGCAGGCCGCGCUGCUUAGGAAGCGCAUCCUCUUCGUGGGCAGUCCGCCCGUCAGGACGACAUGCGAGUUUGUCUACAACCUCUCCGUGCUCUCCAGCAUCUCCCCUCGCGACGCCGAGCACCUCGCGCCGGGCACCGAGGACCUCCUCCGUCUCCCCUCCCUCUUCUCCAUUGGCGUGCACGACAUUCCCUACCUCGAAGAACUGCGCAACCCAAAGGGCGGACACACGCCGGGCAGCGAGCCAGCAGAGGGCUGGGUCGCUUGCACGACAGACGAGAUCAUCGCGACUAAGCAGAAGCUGUACGACAUUGUCGUCGAGAUGCCGCACAGCAGCGACGCAGCACCACAACAGCGGCAAUGGCCAAAGCUGCGCACGAGCGCAGGGGAUGCCCUCAAGGCCAGCCAGCGCGACGUUGCACGGUACAAGCUGCUGCAUCGCGAGCUCUGGAAGCACCACCAGCAGGCCACCGAGACAUUCCACGACGACGACGAGCAGAACGACGACGCAGCACCGCUCAUCUCGCACGACGAGAUUGACGCCAAGCGCGCAGACGACGACUUCAACGACGCCUACGACGACACAGCUGUAGAGCCCACGACGUGGUCACGACUUGCGUACCAGGGCUUCAUGUGGUGGGCGAGUGCCGGCGAGCGUGAUGCACACACCACAGCCGAGAGGGAACUCGACCGUGACCUUGUUGGCGACAUAGCCGAGUAUGCUGACUCGGUGGAGACAGCCGUCAUCGCAUACUUCCACCGCCAGUCGUCGCUGAUGAUCAAAGUACUCUCCCAACUGCUAGAGAGCGAGCACGAGAACGAAGAAGGAGAAGGCGAGGAGGGUGAUGCACUGUGGAUCGAGCGAGACGAUCUCAGCAGGAUGGGUCUUGAUACCUGGAGUGAGGCAGACCGCGCGUACGUGCAGGAAUUUGGCAGUCUGUACUUUGGGCGGAGAGUCGAGAUCAGAGGCAACGAGGUGGACUGCUGCGGUCUGCGCGUGCCGAUGUUGUAGACAGACCUCCCACGGCUGGUCCUGGGAGAGAAGUGUAGGCUAUCUUCGCAGUAUCUGAUUCUCACAAACGCAACGCACACCCUGUCAAUCAAUGCUCAC